Messenger RNA from Penicillium macrosclerotiorum, 1026 nucleotides. RefSeq names its product amidohydrolase family protein. The record is from RefSeq and is a predicted model, not a curated record. Gene Ontology annotation, biological process: secondary metabolic process. Gene Ontology annotation, molecular function: hydrolase activity; carboxy-lyase activity. The transcript has 2 exons. Lineage: Eukaryota; Fungi; Ascomycota; Eurotiomycetes; Eurotiales; Aspergillaceae. Gene Ontology annotation, cellular component: cytoplasm; cytosol. Bases 1 to 1026 code for a protein of 341 amino acids.
AUGGAGAGAAUCGAUGUUCAUGCUCAUUGUGUUCCUCCCAUCUACCGGGAGGUCUGUCUUCAUAAUGAGUUUGCAGGCAAGGGUCAUCCUGACGGGAUGCCAGGGAUACCGGAAUGGGAUCCAGAGUCCCACAUUAUCAUGAUGAAAAACAUUGGGAUCAGAAAAUCCAUCCUCAGCAUGUCAUCGCCGGGCACACAUCUGUUUCCUGGAGAAGAUCAAAAGGCACGAGACUUGACCAGAGCAGUAAACGAGUACAUGUCGAACGUGUGUCUACGAUACAGAAAUUCUUUUCUCUUUUUUGCAUCUCUUCCAUUGCCAGAUGUUCAAGGAGCCUUGAUGGAGAUCGACUAUGCCCUUGAUCACUUAGGCGCCGUGGGAUUUCAAAUUCUUACAAAUUCUCAUGGCAUCUAUCCUGGAGACCCACGAUUCAACCGAGUCUUCGAUAAACUUAAUGAGCGUAAAGCACUUAUAUUUUUCCAUCCGACCAGUUGUCAUAUUCAGAACCCUGAGAAUGGCUGCAUAGAUGAGGUGAACCCUAUAGCUGGCAUGCCUAGCCCGCUAUUAGAGUUCAUGUUCGACACAACUCGAGCCCUCACAAGUCUUAUCACAUCGGGGACAGUUACUCGAUGCUCUGAUAUUAAAUUCCUGAUAUGUCAUUGUGGCGCAACAUUUCCUCCAAUUCAAGCACGGAUCGCCGAGUUCUCACCACUGCUUCUCAAAAACGGGAAAUCAAUCAAUGGAGAACAGAUCAAAGAGUUAUUACAAGGUCAAUUUUACUUUGAUCUUGCAGGGGUACCAUUUCCUGACCAGAUUCAUGGGCUCCUCCGACAUGUCGACUCCUCCAGGUUGCUAUACGGCAGCGACUACCCUUUCACUCGCGAGUCGCUAGCUAAAUCAUUGGCACAAAGAAUGGAUGAGGGUCUUCUGGUUGAAUUUGGACCUGAAACACAAAAGCGAGUUCUAAUCACGAACGCCGAGGACUUGAUUUCAAAAUUUCAAAAUGAUAUUUAUCCCAAGAAAUUUUAA